GGUUCUGCUAGUAUACACACCGCUAUAUGAAGGUAAUUUUGUUUCUGUGUCUUUUGGUUCUUUUGUUAUCUCAACUGGUGAUAGCACGUAAUGUUCAGACGGGUUUUUUCGCUGAACUUGUUGAAAGGUUUCCAAGGCUUAUGGAACUCCCCGAAGAUCCAUACUUUCCAGAUAGAUAUUGUCUGGCUCAUGGCGUUGGAUGUAGCCCAAAUGCCGAAGUAAGAAGCUUCAUCAUCCACAAUAUUGAUUUAGAUGGAGAACUUCCGUAUAGUAUUAAUAGAUUGUACUUGGCUGAGAAAAUAGUUAUUAGCGGUUGUCUUAUAAGCGCCGACUUAGAGGCAUUUUCUUCUAUGCGAUCUCUGAAGUAUUUGAAUCUUUCAAAUAAUAAGAUAACUGGACAAAUUCCAGUUUUCAAUCAACAGCUGUUGGUAUUAGACCUUUCUGGGAACAACCUCUCUACGCUCCCACCAGCUUUUCCAUUUACGCUGACACAGUUGAAACUUCAGAAUAACAGAUUAGAGGGAACACUUAAGCGUUAUGAAAAAGUUAACUUCUCGAAUCUGACACAUUUUAUACUUUCGAACAAUAUGCUUACUGGAGAAUUGCCCUCAUGUUUCGGCUCAUUUAAAAAACUACAAGAAUUUAGGGAUUGGCUGGUGCUUGUAAAGUUCAUUAAUUUGAGUAUCGCUAACUCUAUACACACUAUACAAAGUGAUAUUUCAAAUAAUAAUUUUUCUGGAGAAUUCCCAGGCACUGUUCUAUGGCUUCCCGUUAUUCGAAUUAUGUACGAGAUUAUAAGCUUGGCCUCAAGACAUGGAUUUUUGAGAGCGAAUUCACCUAAUUCAGAGCUUUCAAUGUAG
Messenger RNA from Schistocerca gregaria, 860 nucleotides. RefSeq lists its product as uncharacterized. The transcript has 10 exons. Bases 27 to 860 code for a protein of 277 amino acids. Gene Ontology annotation, molecular function: protein binding. NCBI's taxonomy places the organism in Eukaryota, Metazoa, Arthropoda, Insecta, Orthoptera, Acrididae. The record is from RefSeq and is a predicted model, not a curated record.